Messenger RNA from Folsomia candida, 7834 nucleotides. RefSeq names its product sortilin-related receptor. NCBI's taxonomy places the organism in Eukaryota, Metazoa, Arthropoda, Collembola, Entomobryomorpha, Isotomidae. Gene Ontology annotation, biological process: post-Golgi vesicle-mediated transport. The transcript is spliced from 40 exons. Gene Ontology annotation, cellular component: Golgi apparatus; membrane. Gene Ontology annotation, molecular function: protein binding. The coding region runs from base 373 to 6975 and encodes 2200 amino acids. The record is from RefSeq and is a predicted model, not a curated record.
GUCAAACACCGCACUCACUCCGCUGCCAACCACGCACUUCGAACGUCGUCAUUUAAUUCUUCCACUGUCCACUUUCUUAUUGAUAAGUACUGUUUUGAGCAAUUGUCAAAAAGUGCAAAUUUUAAUUUGUAAAACGAGAGUAGAAGACGUCUGAGCAAAGAAUGGACGAUUUUCAGUACUGAUUGUCGUUGGAACGAAAGUUGUGCUCUAUCAAUCAUCGGAAGUGAAAUUGUGAAUUGACCUUGCAUCUUACAAACAAGGAUCAGUAUUGAUUAAGUCAUCCCAAGAAGAAGUCCAGUCGUAGGGCAUAUGCGUUAAAUGUGAUUCUGACAUCAAUUUAUUAUCGCGGAACGCAUUUGGGAAGUCAUUACGAUGAAGCAAAGAUUUCGCUGGAGGACGGCAGCAGUGACCUCCUUGCUGUGCCUACUUAACUUUUCUCUUCCGGAGCUAGGGUCAGCUUCUCUGACCUUUCAGCAAGGGAUUGGAGGAGGUGGAAGACCUGAUCGCUCUAUAGCUGAAAUUUAUGAACCCACCGUCGAUACAGAAAACUCGGAGGUUCACGACCUCUUUGAUAACAAUGAAGGAUCGCCAUUACACACUCUAAAUCGCAAGAGGAGAGAAGUCACGGCUCCUGCCACUAAUAAUCAUGCUGUUAAAAAUUACACGAAUGUGCUAAAUGAUUCACACAACCAACUUUUGGUGCACUGGGCUGGGGAGAAAGUGAUAAUUUGUCUAGCUCGAGAUACCAAAGAAAAUUCGACUUCAACCCUCUUCAUAUCCAAAGAUUAUGGGAGCACGUUCAGAAACGCCUCUGACGCCCUUCUAGUCAAGGGAAAGCCGUUGCCAACUGUUGAAAAGUUUUACAAAUAUCCUGAUGACUCUAUUAAGGGACUGUUUAUAUUCACCGAUGUCCAACACAAAUAUAUAUUCACCACUCAAAAUUUUGGCGACAAUUUUACCAGUACUGAGAUCAAGUUUACUCCAGAAGAAAUCAUUUUUGAUCCACUGGAACCAAAGAAUGUUAUUGCCUAUGAGAAAAAGACUAAGGACAGACAGAUGUGGGUAUCUCAAGAUUAUGGAGGAACGUGGAAGAAAGUCCAAGAACAUGUGCGAGCCGUUUCGUGGGACGAAACUGUUUUCCCACCUACAUUAUUUAUUCAAAGGGAAGAACCAAGUGGAAUGUCAAUCAUUAUAUCAUCUGAAUCACUCUUUCUGGAUCCCAAAGACACUCAUGUGGUGCUGACUGACGUGGACGAGUUUCAGAUUAGAGAGGACUAUAAAUUUGCUACUAGGAAAGCUUCAAAUUCAACAGAGACGUUUGGUACCUUGGAAUUGUUGAUCUCUUACAAGCAAGGUCCAUUUCUACCAGCUAUUUUCCCUGUGGAUCACACGACCUUGACCCCAGCAUUGCAUUAUCAUGUCGCCGAUGUUUCAACGGAUGGACAGAUUUUUGUAUGUGUCGUUCAUAAUGAAAGCCUUGUACAUUUGUACGUCGGAAAUAUUCCAGAAGAUGGUGCUAGCAGUUCACGAUUUUCACUAUCUUUGGAACGCAUUUUAUUUUUUAAACCGAAUUUGACUUUUACCGACUCUUGGCUCAAUGAUGUCACAGAUGAAGCAUUUGCUGACCUUCAUCCAGUAGAUGGCCUUAGAGGAGUUUACAUUGCAAGCCAACUAAAGCCAUCAGCCGUCUCAAGUACAAAGUUUACUAUCGACCAAGUAAUUUCUGUUAUCACUUACGAUCAAGGAGGGGAAUGGGUAACUCUGAAGCCUCCUCAGUUCGAUGAUGAUGAAAACCCAAUCUACUGUCACUAUACAAGCAUAAAACCGGGUGGCAAUUGUUCGCUGCAUAUUAGUCAACAGCUAAGUCUGCUUUAUCCAAGCUACAGAGCAGUUCCGAUCCUAUCCAAAAAAUCAGCCGUUGGUCUUAUCUUGGCAACAGGGACUGUAAAUACGACCCUAAAGGGACGUCUGGGCGUAUUUAUGUCUAAUGAUGGAGCUGUAUCUUGGAGACAGCUUCUUCAAGGAAAUUACCUAUAUAGCUUUGGAGAUCAUGGAGGAAUCAUUGUGGCGACAAAGUACUACCGAAUCGGUGAUGCAACGGACCACCUCAUUUACUCCACUAACGAAGGAGAAUCAUGGGAAACUUAUAAAUUUUCCGAUGAGAAAGUUCGCGUAUUAGGAUUAAUGACUGAGCCUGGAGAAAAUACCACCGUCUUCUUUAUUUUUGCGUCAUCCAUGAACUCUACGUUUAAGCAUUCUUGGAUUCUUAUUAAAGUUGACUUCCGAGACGUUUUUGAGCGAAAUUGCACAAAGGCUGAUUAUUACAACUGGUCGCCUUGGGCCAGCCAGCCAGGCAGAUCAUGUCUCUUGGGUCAAAAAGAGGAAUAUCAAAGACGAAUAUCAAAAACAAAUUGUUACAAUGGCCUGGGAUAUGUUAGACCAGUGGUAACCAAAACCUGUAUCUGUGAGCGAAGUGAUUACGAGUGCGAUUUUGGGUACAUGGAAGAUCCCACUGAAGGAAGUCGAAAAUGCAUAAAGGAUAAUUCAGAGUCCAGUCCAGGAGUAAAAGCUGAAUGGUGUCAACCCGGAUCUACAUCUUACAACAAGACUAAAGGAUAUCGAAAAGUGCCAGGAGACCAAUGCCAUGAAACGGACGAUGUUUCGCAAUUUCUUCCAGAUACAAUCCUGUGCAAAGUUCCAGAAGAACUCGAGUUUAUGCUUGUAGCAAAACGAGAUUCUGUAAUGAGAAUUGACAUCAACAACUUCAAGUCAAUCGAAACUCUACCCUUGCCCCGAGUGAAAUCUGUAAUAGCUAUUGAUUUUGAGCUAAAAAAUCAUUGCUUGUAUUGGUCUGAUGUUUCGCGAGAUCAUAUUAUGCGUCUUCAUUUGGAUGGAAAAAGCUCUCCGGAACACUUGGUUUCAUCGGGGUUGAAAUCUGUCGAAGGAAUUGCCUUUGACUGGAUAUCACAUAAUUUGUAUUUUAGCGAUGGAGUAGAAGGAAAAAUUGAAGUAAUUCGAACUACCUCACAUACCUAUGGGAGAAUGCGCAAAGUAAUUGUCAAGCAACCUAACCUUGAGAAACCUAGAGGUUUAGUUGUCCAUCCAGUUAAAGGAUAUAUAUUUUGGACUGAUUGGUCGGCGGAUAAACCAUCAAUUGGAAGAGCGCUUUUGGACGGGUCAGAAGCUAAACGUAUUGUUGAAAAUGUUCCUGGAAAACCGCAACUUGUUAAAUGGCCAAAUGGAAUCACUGUCGACUAUAAAUCUAAUCGCUUAUACUGGGUGGAUGCAUUCUUGGACUCAAUGACGACUUCCGACUUGAAUGGACAGGAUAUACAACAUUUCCUGGAAACCGACAAUCGAAUUAAUCAUCCAUUCGCAGUAGGAGUAUACAAAAACCUGGUGUAUUGGGAUGAUUGGACAACGCGAUCUAUAUAUUUUACUAAAAACGAUGUGAACGACCCAAAGAAGUCAAUAUUCUUGGUCCUUGGGAACUAUUCUAGACUGAUGGAUCUAAAGGUGUUUGGACAUCAUAAUUCUCAAGAAGGCACAAACGCUUGUUUCAACAACUCCUGUUCACAUUUAUGCUUUGCCAUGCCCAACAAUACGGCUGUUUGUGAAUGCCCUGACGGGCUCAAGAGAUCAGAAAAUGAGUCAAACUUCUGUGUUUGUCCUGAUGGAAAACCAGUUAAUACGAAUGGAACUUGUCAGUCAACCUGCGAUCCCUCCGAAAAUUUCUUUAAGUGUGCUUCUGGAUAUUGCAUUCCCAUUGGGUGGAAAUGCGAUGGCGAUGAUGACUGCAAUGAUAAUAGUGACGAAAUAGACUGUGAUAGACCCAUCUGCAAUGCGUCUCAGUUCCAAUGUGAGAUCAAUCACAAAUGCAUACCAGAUACUUUCCGGUGUGACUUCGAUCACGAUUGCGGUGGCGGUGACACAUCAGACGAACAUAAUUGCGAAGGAAAAUAUCCCGUUUGUAAUGCUACCAAUCACUUUCAGUGUGACAAUGGACGAUGUAUCAUGAAGAAAUGGGUGUGUGAUUUCGAUGAUGACUGCGGCGAUGGGGGUUCAGACGAGAAAAACUGUACUGCUGCUCCUCCGCCGGCAAAUGCCUGCAAGGACAAUGAAUAUAAAUGCCAAGGUCCAGGUGAAGUACGAUGUCUGAGUAGAGAAUGGGUCUGUGAUGGAGACAAAGAUUGCCCUUCUGGGUCGGACGAGGAACAAUGCAACAAUACUACUUGCCCCGCAUGGAAAUUUACCUGUACAUCAGGCGAAUGUAUCAUGAGUUCAUGGAGAUGCGACGGUGAUAAUGACUGUCCUGAUAGCUCUGAUGAAGCCAAUUGUAAUUCUACAACACCAACACCAAGCGACGCUCGUCCGUUUUCUAUCGGAAACUGUUCUGAAUUUGGUCAAAUGUUUGAGUGCCGUUCUUCCCAUGAAUGCAUUCCCAUUUUCUGGAAAUGCGAUGGCGCCAAGGAUUGUUUGGAUGGAAGCGACGAAGCCAGAUGUGCAGACAGUAGCUAUUCUGAGCCAGAAAGUAAGGUUACGCCGGAAAGUCCUCCACAGAAUUGUGCACAAGAUCAGUGGAGAUGCAAGUCAAGCUCUUGUAUUGCCGUAAGCUCACGUUGCGAUGGAUUUCCCGACUGUCCUGAUCAAGAUGAUGAAGAUAAUUGUGACCGGGAUGGUCAAGGAUGUCCCCAUGGGUUUGAAAAAUGUGGAAUGUCAAAAGUCUGUAUUCCCCAAGCUGCAAUGUGCGAUGGAUUUAAUGACUGUCCAAAUGGGGAAGACGAAUCAGCAUGUGUCUCUGCUCCUGUAAAACCUAAUUGUAGUGUUGGAACAUUCUUUUGCGAUGAAAUGUGUAAACCACAAUAUAUGAUUUGCAACAAGAAAGUUGAUUGUUCAAAUGGAGAAGACGAAAGUCCCUUCAUUGACUGUAGCAAACAUGAGACAAUGUAUCAGGUUGCUGGAAUCUCAAUUGAUCGAGACUUUCAAGAACCCAAGCACUUGGAGAUUGAAUGGUGGUUAGAUCCUACUUUGAAGGGCAGCAUGGAGUUUCUUCCGUCCUAUUGUGAACUAGAAUCUAAACUUUGCGUCAACGCUACAAUGUGGACCAAGGACAGAAACUAUACAUUGGGAUCUGAAGAGAAUAAGGGGUUGCGAACCUUCACUGCUUACUCUGUUACUGUUUAUGUUCGCAUUGGACAAACUAUCUACCCACCAGCAGUAUAUAAGAAUAUCACAACAUCUGAAGCAGAACCGAGCCUCGUAUAUGACAUUAAGGUUUUCCAAACCAAUCAUGACUCUCUAACUAUCACAUGGAAGCAACCUGUAACUCCGAAUGGAAAAAUCUUGGGUUAUGAUGUUCAUAUGCGUCCACCAGCUCCUGGGGUCAGUUUCCCUGCUACAGGGACCAAUGUAACGAUUUCAAACAAGCAAUCUCAUCGAAUUUUCCAGAAUGGUGAAACAUAUACAUUCUGGGUUACUGCACACAAUAGUUUCACGGAGAGUCAAAAUUCAAAAACAGUAAACUAUACAUUCAAUGGGGAGAUUGCUUUUGUUAGCGAAUUGAUGGUUAAAGAUGUGAACGAGACUUGUGCAAGUAUUUCUUGGAAAGCCACUACCGAGAGAGCUAAUAGCUUUAAAGUCAAAUGGGAGAUGUUGGGAUCCAUUUACAUGUUUCAAAAUUUCUCAGAAACAAAUGAUACAUUUAUCACUUUGCACGAUCUCUCUCCCAAAACGAACUACAAAGUAACCAUCACUCCUGUGUACGAUUCAGUUCAGGGGACUUCCGAGACAUUGACAUUUGCAACAAAUGGGAACAAGUUGCUAAAAGUCAAAGGACUUCAAGUUGAUUACUCUAAAAAACACGGUACAGUUACCGUAAGCUGGCAAUUAUUUCCUGAUCGACGGUGGGUGUAUGGUGUCUAUUAUGGAAAAUCAAUUUCUGAGAUUUCCAAUCAGGGAGUUCGAAAAAUCACAAAUGCCAGUUCCUUCGUCCUUGAUGAUCUCGAUGCAUGUGAAGACUAUUUAAUUGAUGUAGGAUUGAUUGGCCCAGAUGGUCUUGGUCCUCUUACUGAAUCUCCAAAAGAAAUACAAACCAAAAUGGAUGAAAAGGCUCCUCCGAAAAAUGUAGACGUAUUUUAUGAACAUGAUUCACCUCAUCGGUUAAAUAUUGUUGUGUCCUGGGAUGCAUCUUGUGAUGAGUUGGAAAACCCUAUGAGCUAUGAUAUAUAUCUACGCGAACUCACCACAAAUCAUACUUACGCAGUGAAAAAUAUGCCGAUUGAUGGUCCAAACAAGAAGAAAACUAACGAAUACAGUACUGAUAUAGAAUAUGGAGGACAUUACGAACUUCGAGUGAAGACUAGUGUCAAUGGGUCUCGAUUCUCGCCUCCUGUGGCCUUUGACGGCCCACCAAUUCCCCCUCCAGAAAGUCUUGAUCAAUGUGCAGGGUGUUUCCCAAUCACCAUUUUUUGGGAGAUGCCCCAUUUUCCCCAUAGUGUUAAGGCCAAAGGAGAUCCAAGAUAUGUUGUGUGGUUGUCGAAAGAUAAGUCAUUCAACUCUUCUUCAACUACGAGACAUGUUACGGAUGGUCAUCAAUUUGAGUUUAAGGAUUUGAUCAACGAUGAUGGUGUCUACUAUGUGGCUGUAAGUGCCAUGGAUGCAGACAGUUUUGAAUCACCGAGGUCAUCCCCAAUGACUUUGAGAAAUACAGUGACAUCCCCACGGAUUAUGAUUAGUACAAAUAACGCCCUCGUAAUCGUUCUGACCGCUGUGGUUGUGAUUGUGAUAUUGGUCGCUACCCUGGGAAUUUAUGUAAUUCGACACAAGAGACUUCAAACGUCGUUUUUGAAUUUUGCUAGUUCACAUUACAGCACACAUUCAGGUGCUGCAACUUUUCAGCAAAAUAAUACCGUGGAAGAUCACGACUCGCCUGUCAUUCGUGGAUUUUCAGACGACGAGCCUUUACUAAUUGCUUAAAAAACAAAAAUACCUACUAAAAUAAUUUGACUUAGAUCUUUGAUACACGAGACUUAUUAACUAGGAUUUAUCGCAAUUGAAUGAAAGUCUUCAGCGCACAGUUUAUAACUAUCGAAAAAUAUUUUUAUGUAAACCUUUUUUCGUUUUUUUUCUCAUUGUUUUAUAAUAUCUAUUUACAUAUAUAUAUAUACGAAUACGUACUGGAUCAGAGAACAAUUUCGAAAUGUAAUGACUGUUACCUUACCAUGUGAUACUCUAAGAUUAAGGGUAAGAAUUAUUGUAAAAAAACUGAAAAACAAUGUCUUGGAGUCACUUUUUACACUUUAUAAUAUUAUACGCAGUGAUAAUUUGGUUAAUUGUUUUCGAAAUAGUUCCUACUUUUUAUGCACUGCAUUCGUUGAAAUCGAUCAUCACAUCAUGUGUCAUGUAGAUGCUUUUUUCAUAAGCUCAAGUCGCUUGAAUUAAUUUACUUUAAAAUCAAUUCAACUUAAAUCAUUGGUGCGCUUUUGAUGUUUUAAAUAUUUAAUAAUUACAUUUCUUAGUCACAACAAUUUAUAAAACGCAUAUUAUACUUGUAAUAAUAAUAAUAUAAUAACUGGCAAGACUAGUUUUAUUUUUUGCAGUCAUUCAGUAUUUCGUCAGGCAAAUGUCCAUUAAUCGUCUAAGGUUUUGGGACGACAAAUUAUUUAAUAAUCAUUUAUUAGUCACUUUAUAAAUGCUGUUUUAAUCAAACUCACGUUUAUAUGCUAAUUCAAGUCAGGUUUGAAUAUUUAAUGCUAACGUUAUGUGUCAAGAUUUCGAUGAAUUUAUCCUGUAAUAAUAUAUAAUUUAAAUAAAUCUUACAAUUUUUAACUUUGAA